UCGAUCGCUGUGCUUAACUGAAUCAAUUUCAACGCCAUCGCUGAGCUCUGUAACUUAGCACAAGUUUUGGGGGAUGUAAUAAGCGGAAGUUGAUUCCUGAAACUUCACAUGUGUUUGUUUAGAGACUGUGCUUCAGUGUUCCUGGAGGACGCACGGUGGCUGCUAAGGCAGAAAGAAAUCUCUCAUCUUUAGAGUUUAAAGGUGUGUAAGUUUUCUGUCGUACCAUCCAAGCUACACAGAUCCACGUUGUCGACAUGAUAACAGAAGCUUGCACCGGUACAGCAAACGAGAGGAAUUAUGAUGUAUUGAGCUUGUCUUGGCAAACGGGCUAACUUGGGCUGCUAUCGUGGGGGCCGACUAACUUCUAGCAGUGUUCAAGAAACAAUGACUUUGCUGCCAGAGACGCACAACCCGCUUGGUUACUGAUCUCUAGUGCUGCUUGUUUGAUACAGAUUGGAGAUCACUCAACAAUGACUGAUGAGAAUGAAUUCACAGUUUGAUGGGAACCGUGCAGCUGCAGAUUUUGGAUGGAGCAAAAGGGCUUGCACGACAAACAAAAAGCAUUGGAUUGACGUUUUUGACGAAUGUAGACAAGCGGGCCACGAUUUUAGCGAUGGUUCAGUUGCUCAAAGAAAAUGGUAUCAGACCUUCAAGAACUAUAAUAUGGGUAGAGAUGGAGGCGAAGUAAUGCCACUGUCUCUUCGUGAUGAAUCCAGCUUCUGCAUUCAGUGGCCUCAUCAAAGAGAACUAGACGUUGCUGAAACGAAUCCCCAUUCGGAGCCUCCAACUGUUCUUCAAAGUGUUCCUCAGUCUUCCUUGCAAAGGUGGUGAUUAGACGUGUUAAUAAGCUUUUUCUUCUUGCUUUGUAGAGGGGACUUAGGUCUCCUACAUCAUGAAUCAGGAGUAUUGAUCAUCGCUUACCAGCAGCAAAAACUUUGGCUCGUCACUGAGGAGCGCCGUUGAGGCUUUCUAUUAAUUCCAGCCUUUGAUGAAUUUGUUUGUUCGAGAUCACAGUAGGUAAUGGCUCAGCUACUUUCGCAAGUAGAUAGGUCUUACAUAUUUUACAGUUUCUGUAAAAUAAGCUCUUUUUAUUUGAAAAAUAAUAUAUAUGUGAUAGUAAAGGUUAGUAUAGGAUGUCCCUGCUAUAAGUGUUGGAAACGAUGUUGGUGCUUGUUUUGUCUCUACUGACCUCUCUUUUCAGGGCUGUCGUCAAUUUGAUCCUCUAGACAUUAUAGUUCAAGGCCCCUAUCAACUUGUUCUAGUCUCCUACCUCACAAUUUGAAGACUUGCUAUUCUCAACCAUCGUGACAGAUCUCUUCCGAUCUACUUUGAUGUCGUCUCAGAUUUCUUCUAGUGUGCGAGGGAGCAAUGCUCACAUAGGUUUAACUAUACCUCAACUAGGCCCUCAUACCAUGACGAAAAACAGAGUUUGGUACACUAGGGUGAGCAAAGUUCAACUACUAUCAUACGAGUAUAAUACCUUGUAUAGUAUAUUAUACAAGUUAUAGUCUUAAUCCUAAACUAACCAUCCUGAAUGACUUGCCUAAUAGGUGAAAUGAUGAAGGAUAAGUACAGUAGGCAAAGUAAUAUUGAGCAUUAAGGUGAAGUCACCUCUAAUUAGGUGCUUGAGAGUUUUAUCAACAGACUUAACAACUCUCGUUUAUUAUUGGUUUUUUUUCAAUUCAAACAUCACAUUGACUUUUCUUGAGGCA
Messenger RNA from Physcomitrium patens, 1712 nucleotides. RefSeq lists its product as uncharacterized. NCBI's taxonomy places the organism in Eukaryota, Viridiplantae, Streptophyta, Bryopsida, Funariales, Funariaceae. The record is from RefSeq and is a predicted model, not a curated record.